Molecule: messenger RNA, 1092 nt
Organism: Pterocles gutturalis (yellow-throated sandgrouse)
Lineage: Eukaryota; Metazoa; Chordata; Aves; Pterocliformes; Pteroclidae
Product: bifunctional heparan sulfate N-deacetylase/N-sulfotransferase 4-like
Exons: 8
Cellular component (GO): Golgi apparatus
Molecular function (GO): heparan sulfate N-sulfotransferase activity; deacetylase activity
Source: RefSeq, a predicted model, not a curated record
AUGAAACUGAAUAAAUAUUUUUCGCAGGAGCACGGCAUACCGACUGACAUGGGGUACGCAGUGGCUCCGCACCACUCCGGGGUCUACCCGGUUCACAUCCAGCUGUACGAGGCCUGGAAGAAGGUCUGGCACAUCCGAGUGACCAGCACAGAAGAAUACCCACACCUGAAGCCUGCACGGUACAGACGGGGCUUCAUCCACAAUGGCAUCAUGGUGCUCCCUCGACAGACCUGUGGCCUUUUCACUCAUACUAUUUUUUACAAGGAAUAUCCUGGGGGUCCUCAUGAGCUGGACAAAAGUAUCCGGGGAGGUGAACUCUUCCUCACUAUUCUCCUGAACCCCAUCAGCAUCUUCAUGACCCAUUUGUCUAAUUACGGGAACGACCGCUUGGGGUUGUACACCUUUGCGAACCUGGCCAACUUCGUUAAGAGCUCAACCAACCUGAGACUGCAGACGCUGCCCCCAGUUCAGCUGGCUCACAAGUACUUCGAGCUCUUCCCGGAGCAGACAGAUCCUCUUUGGCAGAAUCCGUGUGAUGAUAAACGGCACAGGGAUAUUUGGUCCAGAGACAAAACUUGUGACCACCUACCCAAAUUUCUUGUGAUAGGACCCCAGAAGACAGGAACAACAGCACUUUAUUUAUUUCUUCUGAUGCAUCCUUCCAUUAUCAGUAAUCUCCCUAGUCCAAAAACAUUUGAAGAAGUUCAGUUCUUCAACGGAAACAACUAUCACAAGGGAAUUGACUGGUACAUGGAUUUCUUCCCCACUCCUUCCAACAUCACCACUGACCUCCUCUUUGAGAAAAGUGCCAACUAUUUCCACUCUGAGGAAGCCCCUAAACGAGCUGCUUCCCUCAUCCCUAAGGCCAAGAUCAUCACCAUCCUCAUUGACCCAUCUGACCGGGCAUACUCCUGGUACCAGCAUCAGCGAUCCCAUGAGGACCCUGCUGCCCUGAAAUUCAAUUUUUAUGAAGUCAUUACAUCAGACCAUUGGGCGCCCUCGGAGACAAAGACUCUCCAGAAGAAAUGCCUGAUACCAGGAUGGUACGCUGUCCACAUCGAAAGAUGGUUAUCUCACUACCCUGCUUCACAG